Molecule: messenger RNA, 3729 nt
Organism: Talaromyces amestolkiae
Lineage: Eukaryota; Fungi; Ascomycota; Eurotiomycetes; Eurotiales; Trichocomaceae
Exons: 4
Coding region: 1-3729 (1242 amino acids)
Source: RefSeq, a predicted model, not a curated record
AUGGAUGCCUAUCCAGAUGACUAUAUUGUGCAUAAUCUACCAUUAGUACUGCUAUCCGGCAUCGCGCACGAGGAUGACGAGUCAAUUCCCAACUCCCAAUACCCAUCACUUCAAGAAAGGGGUACGACAAUUGAGUCAGAUUUUCCUCUAUUAACGGGACCACUGGUGGAGAGUUUGCGCACCGCCUUUAUUGAUCAUGAUGCUUCCGAUGCACCAUGGAGGCCGUCUUAUGAUGCUGGAAGGUCAAAUGGGAUUCCCUUAAGGGUAAAGACUAUCAAAAGGUCUUAUCGUCUUCCCCCGCAGAAAGCAGAGUUCCCCUCCGAUGUGGACUUCUCCUCUUCCUCCGUCGUGCCGGUCGUACAUUCUCCAAUCUCGCCAUUGACACCAGGCUCCCCAACUUUCCCCGAUGGAAUAUUGACACCCUUAUGGAUGCUCAAGCAUCAAGACCUAAUACCAGCCGCCACAAUUAAUGUCUUCCCAUUAACCUCCGACCCGAGUAUGACCACGUUGAGGGAUAACCAAUUGAAAAUAGAAUUGAGAGAUUUGAAGGAUUCGUGGAACGCUUCUGGUUAUCGUUCGCGCUUUGUUGUGAUCCUUGUGGCAGAAGAUGGCAUCUCCGCACAGGAAGUUGAAGACCGACUUGCAAAUAUUCGCAGGGCUACAAAUCUAGACCCGAGGUCUUUGCACGUCCUAAACCCCGAUCUAUCACCUGUGGAAGUAAGGGAUUUCGUGCGAUCAUUCCUGUCGUCUAUCCAAGCUUCGCUUGUAGAUUAUUAUCGAGAUUUAUCGAAGCAUGCACGGCGAAAGCGUAAUAGAGGGACUAUACCUCCGCCAACAAUUCCACCUACACAAGGGACAUCACAAACCUUAUCAAUGCAAGGAUGGAAUGUUCGCUACGAAUUCAAGCUCGGGGUAUUUGCUGAGUUUCGUCAGGAAAUGGAAGCUGCUCAACGGAAUUUUGAGGCUGCAUACGAGACAUUGUUUGGACAAGAGGUUUUUGAAUCAAUUGCUGGGUGGAAUCCGAGGUUCAAUGAGGCACGGCUUCUAGGCGAUGUUCUGGCAAUUCGUAUAAUUCGUUGUUUACUUUGGACCAGUCAGCCCACUGCAGCCGUUCGAUUCUGGCUCUGCCACAAGACUAAUACAGAGGAUAUUGUCAGUCGCAGGGGCAAGGGAACCAAGAAUUACGGUUGGGAAGCUUGGGUUGCACGGUGGUCCGCGGUGAUGGCUCAACUCAUUUCACGGGCUGAGCUUCCCGCAUUUUCCGCAGAAUUCCUCCAGAAUCCUGAACGACUCUACGAUUCAAUCUUCCACCCCCCUGAAAAAGGCUUCUCGAGUGACGAAAACCUACUUGCUUGGGAGUAUCUUCAUCAUCAAGGAUAUUGGCUUGACCGAUCCGCUAGACAUACUGUUCGGCGCCGUGAGCUUGCAGAGCAAAUUCCAGAAGAGCACAGAGUUGCGGCAGAUCAAGCACCCGCAUCGCAAGCAGUCGCUCAGUCGCAGUUCUACGAUACAUACUUGGCACCUGAGCCAGCAGCAGAAGCUCCGAAUCCCGAUGGUUCCGGAUUUGAUCAUAACAGUUUGAUACUACAAACGCUCAAAGCAUCUCUACAACAUUUUGCUGCAAGGGAUCAAGUAAGAAAAGUUGAAAGUUUGAGUCUUGAAAUUGCACAAUUUCAUAUUAAUGCAAAGCAAUGGCAAGAGGCAUAUGAUAUUCUGAAGCCACUUUGGCGUCAUCUGACAUGGCGAAAAGGCCAGUGGUGGGAUCUAAUGAGUGAAUUCGCCUGGACAUUGAGAUCCUGCGCGCUUGAGCUACACGACAUUGACAUAUUGAUAUGGGUUCAUUGGGAGCUCAUGAGUAAAGCUUUACCAUCACGAGCCACGUGGGAUUACAAUUUCCAUCAAUGUCUCGAUGGUUUGUCAGUUGGCAGCCCGAAACCCACCAUAGUCCUCAAAGCCGAGGAUGUUGUAACAUGCCUGUCCACCGCAAUGGUCUUUCAAAAGGGUGAAGGCAAUGUUGGCCAAGCGCUACAGCUGCAAUUAGCUAUCACUUCUCAUGCGCAUCAACAUGCCGCGCCUCUCAAGCUGUCUGAAGUCAAAAUUGUCUUCGAAGGCGGUCUACGCCCCAUUACAUUACACGCAAAGGAUGUCACGGAGACUACCAACGAUCCAUCAUCACAAAUCCAUAACCUUAAGUUACGAGAUUCAGCCACCUCCACCGAAUCUUCGACACUGCUAUCUCCAACCGGCCACAUGGCGUCAAUGAUAGGCCAGGCCGACUUGACCUUCAACCCUUCAGAGACCAGAGUGUUCAACAUGACUGCAAUUCCCCGUGAACCGGGUGAAUCACGGAUUGCUUCGAUAACAUUAGCAAUCGAAGAAGAAAACUUCAAUUUCUUAUAUGUGAUAACGAACCAUGAGAGAGACAGGUCUUUCUGGUGGAGGGACGGCCCUCGAGGUUCGUACAAGAAAAGAAUAGGCAAAGGUCGUGACACCGCUAGCUGCAAGAUCCUUCCGAAGCCCCCGAACAUACAAAUACAACUACCAAAUAUCAAACAGCACUAUUAUACCAACGAACGCGUCAGUCUGACCGUGGCCAUACAGAACAAUGAAGACGACGCGGCGGAGGUAGCCAUGCAGAUCAGGGUCCUUGGACAGCCUGACUCGCCGAUCAAGAUAUCGUGGUCUGAUGACGCUGGUGACACUACCGAGUUUGGUGGUGUGAGCGUCGAGACUACAAACCACUUGAAAUCGCGAUCUGUUGGGACUCUGUCUCAAGCCGCUAUUUCUGAAAUUCCGGUCAUACUGUCUAAUACAGUAGAUGCAUUGGAAUACGAGGUUGAGAUAUCAGUCAAUUACUACCUGGUGUCCGACCCGGAGACACCAAUAUCCAAAUCAAUCUCAGCAAACCUUGUCUUCGUCAGACCAUUCGAAGCGAAUUACGACUUAGUGCCCCGCAUCCAUCCCGAUGCCUGGCCCAAUCUAUUCCAGGUAGAUAUCGAUUCUGACGGCGACCAAACCGACAGGCCUGAUGGCUUGCAACAGAGAUGGUGUGUCAGUCCAAAGAUUGUCUCCUUUGCAUCCGAGCCUCUUGUCAUUGAGGGUGUCAGGGUUGGUCUCUUGGAGGCACACGGUGGGGCGUUAUGCGAGAUCGGUCCUGAAAGACUGACAACUCCAGAGGCAGCGCAAAUACUGCCUGAAGAACUCCGAGCUUCUGAAUUCAUUCUCAAUGUGCAAAAGACUAGUCUAGACGACCGAAGGUCCGUGACACUAGACCUGUCACUUGAUAUAGAAUGGCGGAGACUGUCGUCGCCGGAUCAAGAUGAAAACACGACUACAGUGACAUCUCUAGCCAUGCCGCGAUUCAUGAUCCCCAUGGGCGAACCACGUGUUCUUGCCUCCGCAUCACCUUCCAAAGAAACCCCAGGCCUGAUAUAUCUGGAUUACACACUCGAGAAUCCAUCAAUGCAUACUCUGACAUUCUCUCUCACCAUGGAUGCGAGCGAGCAUUUUGCUUUCAGCGGUUCUAAGACUAGAGCCCUUCAAUUGGUCCCUCUCAGCAGGCACAGAGUACGAUAUAACAUAUUCGCAUUCAAAUCUGGCAUGUGGAUUCAGCCCCAUCUUGUUGUGAUCGAUACUUACUUUAACAAAACUCUGCGCGUAUUGCCAACGGAUGGUAUGCGAGCUGAUAAGAAGGGCAUAUUGGUGUGGGUUGAUGCUUAUGACUCCUAA